Sorex araneus (European shrew) is the source of this 1690-nucleotide messenger RNA. It is a transcript of the gene SLX4IP, whose product is annotated as SLX4 interacting protein. The record is from RefSeq and is a predicted model, not a curated record. Lineage: Eukaryota; Metazoa; Chordata; Mammalia; Eulipotyphla; Soricidae.
CCGGCGGCGGGCGAAGCUGCCCCGAAUGUUUUAACGUUCGGGAGGCUGCAGUAAUUGACAUCGCGCGGGGAAACCUUGGCAAGGGGAAAGUCAACCAGAAGCCAGGAUCCCCCCAAAUCUCUGAAGGUUGGCUGGAGAGCCAACUGUAUAGUUUUGAGUUUCCACAGCCACGUACUACACCUCCGUGACCAUCCUGGACAGUAACAAAAACAAAUAAAAAUCCGAGCCCAAACUCUGCCACCAUCAUAGGUCUAAAUGUCUGUACUUACUCUGGAAUCGGUAAGCCAUGGCAUCAAAGAAAUUUGCUGUUAAAUGUGGGAAUUUUGCUGUCCUGGUGGAUCUUCAUAUAUUGCCGCAAGGUUCAAGCAAAGACACCAGCUGGUUUUCUGAACAGAAGAAAGAGGAGGUCUGUUUACUGUUAAAAGAAACCAUUGAUUCAAGAGUUAAAGAGUACUUAGAAGUUCGUAAACAGCACAAGCCGUCAAGUACAGAAUUCACAAGAUCCAGCCCUUUGUCCUUAAAAGGUUAUGGCUUUCAUAUAACAGCUUAUUUCCUCCGGAGAGGGAUCCGCCUUUACUGCUCUGGGGGCUCCCAGGAUUCUGCGCUCCGUGUGUUUCCUGACAGAUUUGUGGUCUGUGUAAGUCAGCUAGCAUUCAGUCACGAUCAUUUGGCAAGUCAGAACAAAGAGUUGACGGAAAGAGCUCACCACGGAGUGUCCGAUUAUUUUGCUGAGUGCGCCGAGAGCACAUUUCCUCCCCGUGAAAAGCACAAGAGAAGUGCUCUGGAAAAAAAUGUAGGUCCACCUGUGAUGAGAAUUGAAACAAAAAGCAGCACUGUGAGCAAAUCAUGGAACAGCAAGAAUGUUGUGGGAACAUCUAGUGAGUCAGAGAUUGUGGAGAUAUCGAAGAGGAGGGGUGAUGGCCAGGCUUCAUCCAGAAACCCUUCCGAGGCCACGGGACAGGCGAAGGAUUACAUAAAGGCAGCUGAGAACCACUGGGGGCUUCCUGUUCAAAAGCUGGAAAAUGUUCAUCAGAUCCAGCCAGAAGACUCUCGCAGCCAGCAAAAACCUCAUCCUGGGGAGCGGUUACAGACAGGACUUCUAAGUGGGGGCCCUGUCUGUAGCUGUGAGUCAGCAUCAGCAGGUCCAAAACAAAGUCCGCAAGAGGCCAGAGCACACGGGGAACGCGGGCGCUGGGGCUCUGCGGAAGGCUGCGACCACCACAACAGAGUUGCUCUUGGAAGUGAUGGAUGAGUCCCCAGAGACAUAAUAGUGGAAAAAAAGCAACACUGUCAGGGUUCUGCCAACUUUGAGCUGUCAGAUCCGGGGUUACUUUUGAAACAAGAUUUGGCAAAAACCUCGUCUAAAGAAGAGUUUCAUGUUUUGGGAAAUCUCUCCUCCAGACAACUUAUGAAAAAUAAGCCAGGGCAGGCACAACACGCUGGCUCAGGAGCAGACACUCAAAGACCCAAGAAGAGAAUGAAGCUUGAGAAAGGCCACAAACUUAGCAUAGAGUGUGUCCGUGUGGAGGAUAUGGAGACCAAACCUGUGAAAAAUGAACCCUGUGUGCCUAGAGGCCGUGAUUUUAAAGGACUUAGAAGGACUGUUUUAAAUAAUAAUAAUAAUAAAAAUUGAUUCAUUCUCCAUGUUGGCUUAACUUUCAAAGCAGGCACCUCCAGGGACCUCUCUGCU